AUGACGAGAUGGUCCACCCCUAAGGGUCUCCAAACGUCGAAAGCUUAUGAGUACUUCAGGCCGAAACUAGCGAGGCAGCCUUGGAAAGCAGCUAUUUGGAAGGCUUUUAUCUCAUCGAAGUACUCAUUUAUCUUGUGGCUUGGCUUGCGUGGUAGACUUGCUACGAGGGACAGACUUGGGUUCCUCCAAGAGGAGGAUUUGUGCUCGCUAUGCAUCAACACCAAGGAAUCGGCCAAGCACCUUUUCUUUGAGUGCCCAUUCAACAACUUCGUUUGGUCACGCAUCCGACAUUGGCUUGGCAUUAACCGGACUAUGUCAAUCCUUCAAAGUGCGGUCAAGUGGCUCAAGAAGGAGAAAACAGGUUCCUCCGUGCAGAACAAAGCGCGACACCUCGCUUUGGCAUGCACGGUGUACACACUCUGGAAGCAUCGUAACGAAGUCAUCUUCGAGGGCUCAACGGCCUGUCCCGAGAGGCUCAUUAAUUUAGUCAAGGUUACAUUGUAUAGGGUCCUUUGGACACUUUUUCCACACGGUUUGACUGUUCUUAAUCUUUAG
Sesamum indicum (sesame) is the source of this 555-nucleotide messenger RNA. RefSeq lists its product as uncharacterized. The record is from RefSeq and is a predicted model, not a curated record. NCBI's taxonomy places the organism in Eukaryota, Viridiplantae, Streptophyta, Magnoliopsida, Lamiales, Pedaliaceae.